AUUGAAGACAAACAACAAGGAAGUGGCCAGGUUAGUCAUUUAAAGUGACAGCUUUUUUUCUCUAUCCAUAAAAACGUGCAUAUACGUUUACCAAUGGGGAAUUUGAGUUUGUCACAAGGAUAGUGUGCUCCAAAGACUGGCAGGAGAGGAUGCUGCUCUUUGCCAGGGCAAGGAACAAUGGGACCCAGAGAGCCCCAGUGACUCAUGACCAGGCCAGUUGCCGGGUACUCAGAAGACGAGAAAAAACAUGUGCAUCGUCCGCACCGCUGACUUUGCAAGAUAGCAGAGGGAAAAAGUAACAUUAUUGCUUGGUCGAUACAUUUCAGGAGCUCAAAAGCCAAAAUAUUAGUUCUAACCUUGUGGCAAAAAAAAUGAACUUCCUGUCAACUUUUGUGACAUUUGAGAACCUCCAUGAGGUUCGGAGAUUGUGCCAUUGGGGUCCAGUCAUAGCCCUGUCUGUCAUUGCUAUAUGCUCCACCAUGGCUAUUCUGGACUCAAUUAUCUGGUACUGGCCACUAGACACUACAGGAGGCAGCAUUAACUUCAUCAUGCUCAUAAACUGGACUGUCCUCAUCCUCUACAACUACUUCAAUGCUAUGUUUGUUGGACCUGGGUAUAUCCCUCUUGGAUGGAGACCAGAGAAUCCACAGGAUACCCAAUAUCUACAGUACUGCAGAGCAUGCCAAGGGUACAAGGCCCCCAGAUCCCAUCACUGUCGCAAGUGUAACAGGUGUGUGAUGAAGAUGGACCACCACUGCCCCUGGAUCAACAACUGCUGUGGCCACCUGAACCACGCCUUCUUCACCAGCUUCCUGCUGCUCGCUCCUCUGGGCUGCUCGCACGCUGCCAUCAUCUUCAUUAUGACCAUGUACACGCAACUGUAUGAGAGGAUAUCAUUUGGCUGGAGCACUGUGAAGAUUGACAUGAGUGCUGUGCGUCAAUUCCAGCCCCUCAUGCCCUUCAGUUUGCCCGCCUUUGCUGCCACACUCUUUGCCUUAGGCUUGGCACUGGGCACCACUAUUGCUGUUGGCAUGCUUUUCUUUAUACAGAUGAAAGUCAUCCUUCGAAAUAAGACCUCGAUCGAGUCCUGGAUCGAGGAAAAGGCCAAAGACAGGAUACAGCACUACCAAACAGGGGAGGAGUUCAUCUUCCCUUACGACCUCGGCAGCCGCUGGCUGAACUUCAAGCAAAUCUUCACGUGGUCAGGGACGCCCAAGGGUGACGGCAUUGAAUGGCCAGUUCACCCCAAGUGUCACCAGCACACCUUAACUAUUGAGCAACUGAAGCAGAAAGCUGAUAAACGAGUGAGAAGUCAGGUCCAGUACCAGGCAGUAGAGGACUAUAAUGGAGCUUGCUGCCCUCUGAGCAAGGGUCUCCAAACCUUUUUCAGAACCCCUUGCACUGAGGAGCCGAGGAUCCCCCUCCACAAGGGGGACACCAUCCUAGCCACCCGUGGCACCAAAUGGUGGAUGUAUGGAGACAAAGUUCUAAGCAAGGAGCAAAUGAGAGUAGGAGAGCGCAUAAGGGGAUGGUUUCCAAGGCGAUGUGUGGAGAAGUGCCAUUAUGACACAGCUGCCAGUGAUAGCACCAGCGAAAAGAAAGUAAAUUAAAAUAUUUCAACUGGCUUUAUGUAGAGCAGGGGAGUUACAAUGCACAGAAGGUUUCUGUCCAUGUUCAUAAACAUACAGUACAUCCACUGAAGAUGUCAUGCCUGAUGCUGCAGGCUCACCAUCAAGAAUUUCUUACUUUGAUUAAAAUUUCCUCCCACAUUUCGAUACCAACUUGAAUUUUUAAAAGGCAACAUAGUUCUCUAAAUCUUACCGAGCAUUUUGCUGUCAGAUAAUGUCUUGAAAAAGGAGAACAGAGUUCAUGAGAAGGACUGGUCCCGUGGGUUCAGUUUGACUCCUCUGACCUAAAGUGAAACCCAGCAAGAGUCUUAAUUUCCAACAAUCGCCACCAGGCUUUAAUGUGACGUCAUUGUGAUUACAUGACUUUUUACUUGAAUAUGUUGUGUUGACUGGUUGAUGUCCUUUUUUGCUAAUUAUGCAAUGCCUCUGCCCAGCUAACCCCAGGGCUUCGUCAUGCAACUCUUUCUACAGUAUGGAGAUAACAGUUAAUUUCUUUUUAUUAUUUUUGUAAAAACAAACUGUUGGCCUCAAAGUAUAAUUGAAAAUUUAAAAAAUCUGCCUUGA
Messenger RNA from Xiphias gladius (swordfish), 2192 nucleotides. RefSeq names its product zinc finger DHHC-type palmitoyltransferase 6 (gene zdhhc6). The record is from RefSeq and is a predicted model, not a curated record. Gene Ontology annotation, molecular function: protein binding; palmitoyltransferase activity. Gene Ontology annotation, biological process: protein palmitoylation. Lineage: Eukaryota; Metazoa; Chordata; Actinopteri; Istiophoriformes; Xiphiidae. The transcript has 11 exons. Gene Ontology annotation, cellular component: Golgi apparatus. The coding region runs from base 372 to 1610 and encodes 412 amino acids.